AUGUUGCCAUCCCUUGCAAAGAGAUCUGUUUCUAAAGUCGCGCUCUCUGGAGCGCGCAGAACGAUAUCCGUUCAGAGCAUACUACACGGAUCACCAGAAGCGAAGAAAGCAGGAGAUAUCGAGGUUCAACAGCACUCAAGGAUAGUUGCUAGGGGAAAAUAUGUUCACGGCUUCGAGGUUCAUCGAGUUCUGCCGGGGGCGAUUGACGAGUAUAAAGCCGCAGCGGAGAAGUACUAUGCUGGCAUAAAGGAUGCUCCAGAGUUACACGUCAAGCUGACCGGAAGUUGGGAAACCCUAGUGGGGCAGCAGGACACUUUUGUUCAUAUCCUUGAAUACGAGAAUUACGCUGGCUUUGACAAGACCACUCAACUCAUAAGAGCAUCAGACCACGCCAAAGCGUACAAGGCACUCCUACCUUACGUUACUUCACGGUCAUCUCAGCUCACGCAGGAGUUUGCUUUCUUCCCCACUGCACCGCCACAUGCCCAAGGCGGCAUCUUCGAGCUUCGAAGCUACCAGUUAAAACCAGGAACACUACUUGAGUGGGAGAAUGCAUGGCGGAGAGGCAUUGAAGCUCGUCGCAAGUUCGUCGCGCCCAUCGGAGCUUGGUUCUCGCAGGUUGGAAGAUUACACGAAGUGAACCACAUGUGGCAAUACCCGAGUCUCGAGGCAAGGAAAGAGCUACGUGAGAAGGCAUGGCAGAUUGACGGUUGGGCGGAGACUGUGUCCAAGACUUCUCAGCUUGCAACGCACAUGGAUUCGUUCAUUCUGCUCCCGCUCGUUUACAGCCCUUUGAAGUGAGGGCCCGUGCAGCCGAGCGGAUGAUGUUCCGCUCCGUCUACUUGGAGCAAAUAUUGCUCCUUAGCGAAUCCGAACGAAGCCCGAUCGGGCCUUAGGCUAUCUCUUGUUCUAUUUAUAUACUCCACCAUACUAAGGACUUUGGACUCGCCAUUCCAACUGUAUUACCUUCAAUACCUCUUCAUCUAGUUGUUCAUGCAGGAUUCGCUAUCCUCAAUUGCUUUGAAAUGGAUAGCGCAAUAUUAUUGCCGUGCUGUUUUUCUUUCACAGCAUGAGAACCGCCAAAUGCUUACUUAAACCUUGCUGAAAGCGGAGUAGGCGC
This is a messenger RNA of Suillus subalutaceus, 1120 nucleotides long. Its product is annotated as NIPSNAP-domain-containing protein. Bases 1 to 801 code for a protein of 266 amino acids. The transcript is spliced from 9 exons. Gene Ontology annotation, cellular component: mitochondrion. Lineage: Eukaryota; Fungi; Basidiomycota; Agaricomycetes; Boletales; Suillaceae. The record is from RefSeq and is a predicted model, not a curated record.